AUAAUUUUCUCUCUGUUUUGUCUAAACAGACAAAGCCUCAUAAUAAGUGACGCAGUCGACACAGCUCAUCACUGCUGCAUUAGCAUUGUUCGGAACUCUGGGGGACAUUUUCACAAACACCUAGAGCUUAGAAAUUCUCUGCCAUAGCUUCGAGCUCGUUCGAGUGUCACAAUGAGUUUCAGAGAAGAGAGUGGGGAAGGAAGGGACCUUCAGAAACCGUUCCUUCACACGGGGAGCUGGUACAAAAUGGGUUCGAGGCAAUCCAGCUUGAUGGGGUCCACCACUCAGGUCAUGCGCGAUGGCUCCGUCUCCGUUCUCUUCUGCGUCCUCAUCGCCGCCUUGGGCCCCAUUCAAUUCGGUUUCACGUGUGGGUAUUCUUCUCCGACUCAAGAUGCUAUAAUCAGCGAUCUAGGGCUCUCGAUUUCGGAGUUCUCUCUGUUUGGAUCUUUAUCGAAUGUGGGUGCGAUGGUUGGAGCUAUAGCCAGUGGUCAGAUAGCAGAAUACGUUGGGCGCAAAGGGUCAUUGAUGAUUGCUGCAAUUCCCAAUAUAAUUGGGUGGCUCGCCAUUUCUUUCGCCAAAGACUCCUCGUUUUUGUUUAUGGGGAGGUUGUUGGAAGGUUUUGGCGUUGGGAUUAUCUCUUAUGUGGUGCCUGUUUAUAUAGCUGAGAUAGCACCUCAAAAUAUGAGAGGUGGCCUUGGAUCAGUGAACCAGCUUUCUGUUACAAUUGGAAUAUUGCUGGCUUAUGUGUUGGGCCUUUUUGUCAACUGGAGAGUGCUUGCAAUUCUAGGAAUUUUGCCUUGUACAGUAUUAAUACCUGGGUUAUUUUUCAUACCAGAAUCUCCCAGAUGGUUGGCCAAAAUGGGGAUGACAGAUGAGUUUGAGGCUUCUUUGCAAGUGUUACGAGGAUUUGACACAGAUAUAUCUGUUGAAGUACAUGAAAUAAAGAGAUCUGUGGCAUCAACGGGUAAAAGAGCUACAAUCCGAUUUGCGGAUCUCAAGAGGAAAAGAUAUUGGUUCCCCUUAAUGGUAGGAAUUGGAUUACUUGCACUUCAGCAAUUGAGUGGUAUCAAUGGAGUUUUGUUCUAUUCAACUACCAUCUUUUCAAAUGCAGGAAUUUCAUCCAGCAGUGUUGCUACAGUUGGGCUUGGAGCUAUUCAGGUCGUAGCGACUGGAAUCACUACUUGGUUGGUGGACAAGAGUGGCCGGAGGCUGCUUCUAAUAAUAUCCUCAUCUGUAAUGACAAUUAGCCUUCUUCUUGUUUCUAUAGCAUUCUAUUUGGAGGGAGUCAUAUCAGAGGAUUCUAAGCUAUACAGCAUUUUGGGAAUACUCUCUGUUGUUGGUAUCGUGGUUAUGGUAAUUGGAUUCUCUCUAGGACUUGGACCAAUCCCUUGGCUUAUAAUGUCUGAGAUACUUCCAGUGAAUAUAAAGGGCCUUGCUGGCAGUAUAGCCACCAUGGCAAAUUGGCUGAUUUCAUGGGUGAUCACAUUGACUGCAAACUUGCUUUUAACAUGGAGCAGUGGAGGGACAUUCACAAUCUACACAGUGGUAGCUGCCUUUACUGUUGUUUUUACGGCAUUAUGGGUCCCUGAGACCAAGGGAAGAACAUUGGAAGAAAGGACCGGACUAAUGACGUAG
Molecule: messenger RNA, 1635 nt
Organism: Gastrolobium bilobum
Lineage: Eukaryota; Viridiplantae; Streptophyta; Magnoliopsida; Fabales; Fabaceae
Product: sugar transporter ERD6-like 6
Exons: 18
Coding region: 172-1635 (487 amino acids)
Biological process (GO): transmembrane transport; carbohydrate transport
Cellular component (GO): membrane
Molecular function (GO): sugar transmembrane transporter activity
Source: RefSeq, a predicted model, not a curated record